CGUGGUAUUAAUUCUAGUGUAGAGGACAGUGGUACACAUGCUGUUAUUGUAAUUUCACAAGACAAAGUGAUAUCAGAGUGAUUGGGAGAAAUCGAUGGCAGAGGCGGACUCAUCCGGCGCCGAGGCCUCCGCCGCCGCCAGCCGCCGCCAGGCGAGGUGGUCUCUUCGGGGCAUGACGGCUCUCGUCACCGGCGGCACCCGAGGAAUCGGGCAUGCGGUGGUGGAGGAGCUGGCGGCGCUGGGAGCGGCGGUGCACACGUGCUCGCGGAAAGAGGGGGAGCUGAAGGAGUGCCUGGAGAAGUGGGCGGGGCUAGGGUUUCACGUCACGGGCUCCGUCUGCGACCUCUCCGUGCGGGAGCAGCGGGAGGCCCUGAUGCGGGAGGUGGCUUCCGCCCUCGAUGGCAAGCUCAACAUCCUCAUAAACAAUGUUGGAACAAAUAUAAGGAAACAAACAGUUGAAUAUUCUGCGGAGGAGUACUCUUUCCUUAUGACCACCAAUCUUGAAUCUGCAUACCACAUGUGCCAACUUGCACACCCUCUUCUUAAAGCAUCCGGAAUGGGAAGUAUUGUUUUCAUUUCCUCGGUCGCUGGGGUGGUAGCUUUAAACAGUGGAACCAUAUACGCUGCAACAAAAGGAGCAAUUAACCAGUUGACAAAGAACUUAGCGUGUGAAUGGGCAAAAGACAACAUCAGAACCAAUUCUGUUUCCCCAUGGUACAUCAAGACAUCACUCGUAGAGGAGUUACUAGAGCAAAAGGAAUUCGUGGAGAAGGUGAUUGAGCGGACCCCUCUUCGAAGGGUGGGAGAGCCUGAGGAAGUGUCGUCGCUUGUAGCGUUUCUCUGCCUCCCUGCCGCAUCUUACAUCACCGGACAAACCAUCUCUGUCGACGGAGGGAUGACCGUUAACGGGUUCUACCCCUAGCAUUGCUUGAUUCCGUCGCAUCAAAAAUGAACUUCCGGUGAAUAGCUAAUAAUAAACUCCUCUCCCUUCUUCAGCAUUUGGUACUGAAUUCUAGUCCUACCAUGUAUUGCGAAAGGUUACAGGGACCAAAAGCUGAAUUAUUUGUAUGAGGAUUAUUUGUACUGAAUUAUUUGUAUGAGGAUUAGAAGUUGCAAAGCUGAAUCGAAUAAAAGCUGUUUAUCUGGAUGAAAUUUAUCCAAA
Messenger RNA from Ananas comosus (pineapple), 1162 nucleotides. RefSeq names its product tropinone reductase homolog At5g06060-like. The record is from RefSeq and is a predicted model, not a curated record. NCBI's taxonomy places the organism in Eukaryota, Viridiplantae, Streptophyta, Magnoliopsida, Poales, Bromeliaceae. The coding region runs from base 95 to 922 and encodes 275 amino acids. Gene Ontology annotation, molecular function: oxidoreductase activity. The transcript is spliced from 5 exons.